UUAGAUAGCAACCGGACCGGCCAAAUUACCGAUGAGAAACAAAAGGGAAAAGUAGGAAAAAGAUGUCUACGGUUAACCUCCGAAACUGCACAGAAGAGCUGUUGAAGUACACUAUCCAAUCUCGUAUCAGCGAAACCUUAGAAUUCGACAUUGGCCUCUCCGAGGACUUCUGUUCUCGCCUCCUCAAUUCCGACCCUUGCGACGAUCCCUUCCCCGCCUCCCACUCUACCGAUUCUAUGGAAGGAGUACCUCCACACCCUCUAUACAAGCAUUUGGCAUAUGCUUUGCAACAGUCCAUGACAUCUGGAACAUUUUAUAGGACAUAUAAUAGAAUGCCCAUGAUAGGAACAGAGAAUUCGUUGAAGCAGAAAGAGCAUUUUUGGCAGAAACUGAUUUCGGAAAAGGGAUCAGAAUUUGUUAAUCAGGUGUUGAGGACCAUAGACCUCGAACUUUAUGUAGAGGAGCCUUUCUUUUCACAGAUGAAAGAUGGACUCAAAACAAUUGAAGGCAGGUGUGCUACUGGUAAAUACAGCAGAAUUAAAUCAGGAAGUUUGAUUCUCCUUAAUGAAUGUUUGUUAUUUGAAGUUCAGGACGUCCACUGGUAUGCUUCAUUUUCUAAAAUGUUGGAGGCAGAAGGUCUUGCAGAAGUCCUUCCCGGAGUUAAAUCCAUUAUAGAAGGUGUGGAAAUCUAUAGGAAGUUUUACACAAAAGAGAAGGAAAUGUCAAAUGGUGUCCUUGCAAUUUCUAUUUCAAAAGUGGAUCCUCAGCCUUACACUUAUUUGGCUGCUAUACUCUCUGGAUUGAAUUAUGGAGGUGUUCAAGGUCUUCUGGGUCUUACAAAUACAAAUGGGACUAUUGAACAUGCACUACCCCCACCAAGAUCUGCUCUCGUAUCAUCAUUUAUGAUGCCAUAUAAAAUAGAUGCGGAGGUAAAAGGUAUCACAUUGACACAUGGAGCUCAGGCCUUGGCCAAACAUGCCCAUAGGUGUACCAAUAAAUAUUGGGGUACUUUGAAUGGAAAUGAUUCUGAUAAAAACAGGCGUGCGUUAGAUGUCAUCACUCAGCUAAUAACACAAUGUUGCUGGUUAAAUCUGCAUAUUGUUCCACCGCAUGGUGACGUCUUUGAAAUAAGGGUUGCUGAUGGAUAUGGUGCUAGGUGGUCUAUAGAUGGCAGUAAGUUUGUGGGCUUUCUAGAGCCAUAUGUAGAAGACGGCCAUUCAACAGGAUGGAAGCACUGAUCUUCUCUCAGAAGGCUGUUUCUAAUUUUCUGAAUUCAGAUAAUAGGUAUGCCUUUUUUAAGGCAUUUUUUUUUUCUCUCUGCGAUGGAACUAUUAUUUCUAAAGCAACAUUACAUGUGUUUUCAUGACAUAUAUCAAACAACCAUAUAAAUCGAGCUUCAUAGUAGGAAUAGGAUGUCAUGAUCGAUGUAUACUUGAAAAAAGUGGAAACAAUUCUUCACAUGAAUGGA
Messenger RNA from Morus notabilis, 1468 nucleotides. RefSeq lists its product as uncharacterized. The transcript is spliced from 11 exons. The record is from RefSeq and is a predicted model, not a curated record. The coding region runs from base 63 to 1238 and encodes 391 amino acids. NCBI's taxonomy places the organism in Eukaryota, Viridiplantae, Streptophyta, Magnoliopsida, Rosales, Moraceae.